Molecule: messenger RNA, 8014 nt
Organism: Cornus florida
Lineage: Eukaryota; Viridiplantae; Streptophyta; Magnoliopsida; Cornales; Cornaceae
Exons: 51
Coding region: 164-7399 (2411 amino acids)
Biological process (GO): nuclear-transcribed mRNA catabolic process, deadenylation-dependent decay
Cellular component (GO): CCR4-NOT core complex; P-body
Molecular function (GO): molecular adaptor activity
Source: RefSeq, a predicted model, not a curated record
CCCAAGAACUCUUAUGGAAACAACAAUUACUGCCUCUUUUCCCGAUCUCUCGUCCCAGUAGUCUUUCGCCGGUCAGUCUCUUUCACACACCUUCGUCUCUGGAACUUUGAAAACCCUAACCCUCCAAUUCACCAAUCAAUCGAAUUCACAUCCCACCAACACAAUGAUACCUUUCUCUUCACUCAUCUCCGAUCAGAUUAGGUUCUUGCUCCAGAGCCUCAAUGAUUCCAACUCCGAUUCUGUCUUUCGGGAGCUCUGCCAGUUUGUUGAAUAUGGAUGCGAGGGUAGUAUAUUACUGCUCCAGACCUGCUUGGAUCAUAUUAAUUUUUACGAGGGGGACAUGCGCAACAUGCGAAUGAAGCCUGAGUUAGUAGCUGGAAUCUUUAGAUAUUUAUUCGAAAGGCCAAAUUUUAGUACUGUAUUUUGUGAAGCAUUACGAACGAUGAAGAUCACUGAACCAUUUCUUGGAGAUUUCUGUGAUGCAUUACACUUGACGGUGUCUGAGAAAAUUGGCCUUGGUCUUGCUUUGGCAGAUUCAGAGAAUCUUGACAUUAGAACGAGCGGUCAAAAUUUCUGCAUGGGCCUCAUUGAGGAGCUUUCGAGAAAUUCUGUCUUAAUAGAUUCUGCUGAGCAAAUUCAAAAUAUUAUUAUGUUUUUGUACCGUUCAGAAGGCUUUUCUAGGCAUGUUGACACAUUUAUGCCAAUGCUAUCUUUGAUGGAGCCGAAGGAAGGGACUCCAUUUAUAUUGGCUCCUUUGCUUUCAGAUAGUUUACGAGAGCCCAGAAAUAUGGAUAUCUUCUAUAGUAGCAGUGAAAAUGAAUUUGAUGCAAUUCUAGCGGAGAUGGAAAACAAAACAAGCAUGGAUGAUAUUAUGAGGGAAUUGGGUUAUGGAUGCACAAUUGACGCUUCACUUUGCAAGGAGUUGUUCUCUCUUUUCUUGCCUCUUACUGAAGCCACAAUUUCUAGAAUACUUGGCACAAUAGCCCGCACCCACACUGGUCUUGAAGACAAUCAAAAUUGUUACUCAACAUUUUGCGCAGCUAUUGGUAACAGUGCCACAUCUGAGACAUCAUGCCCGAGCUCUUGGAAUGUUGAUAUCCUUGUAGAUUCAAUUAAGCAACUUGCUCCAGAAACUGACUGGAUACUUGUUAUGGAGAAUCUGGACCACGAGGGCCUUUACUUUCCCAAUGAGCAGGCAUUUUCCUUUUUCAUGUCCCUUUAUGCUCGUGCAUGUCAGGAUCCUUUUCCGUUGCAUGCCAUAUGCAGGUCUGUCUGGAAGAAUGUUGAUGGCCAGUUGUCUUUUCUUAGAUAUGCUGUAUCAGCUCCACCGGAAAUAUUUACAUUUGCACAUUCUGCUAGGAGAUUGGCAUAUGCUGAUACACUGCAUGGUCAUGAGAUUCCAGAUGCACAUGCUAAUCAUGCAUGGUUAUCUCUUGACCUUCUGGAGGUGUUAUGCCUGCUAGCUGAAAGGGGCCACGCUGGAUCUGUGAGACAGAUUCUUGAGUUUCCUAUUAAGAACUGUUCUGAAGUAUUGUUGCUUGGGAUUGCACAGAUUAAUACUGCCUAUAAUCUCCUCCAAGUUGAAGUGUCUUCCACUGUUUUUCCAAUGAUAGCUGGUACGGGAAGUGUUUUGAUUCAUCAGCUUUGGCAUUCUAAUCCUAAGCUUGUAUUGCGAGGAAUUGUUGAUAUGGUUAAAAUUGAUGAAGGCAACAUGGCUACAAUUUUGGACAUUUGCCAAGAGCUGAAGAUUCUGUCAUCUUUGUUGGAGCAGAUUCCAUUUUAUUUUAGCAUUCGAUUGGCUGCCCUUGCUACCCAGCAAGAACAGAUAAAUCUUGAGAAAUGGCUGAAUGAUAAUCUAAGAACUUACAAAGAUGUCUUUUUCGAGGCAUGCCUCAAGUAUUUAAAGGAGAUAGUCUUUGCUGCACCAGGAGAUUUCUCUACCAAUUCUUUUCAACAUUCUACUGCUGUUCCAAACUUACACGCUGAAAUAAGUUUAACCUUUUUGAAGGCCCUUGAAGCUAAUACCACAGAGAUUACCUCAGAACAGCUCUCUGCGGAAUUGAAAUUGUUGCAGAAGGAUUCCAUGCAUGUUGGUCCGAGACUGCAGAAUGUUGGGGCUUGCAAUUCAUUAACAGCCAAUGGUUAUGAAGAUGAUAUAGAGACCAAAGCUAACACUUACUUUCAUCAAAUAUUUUCUGGUCAGCUUAAUAACGAUGAGAUUAUUCAAAUGCUUGCUCGAUUCAAAGAAUCUUCUGAAGCAAGGGAACAAUUGAUCUUUGAUUGCAUGAUACAAAAUCUAUUUGAGGAGUACCGGUUCUUCCCUAGGUAUCCAGACAAGCAGCUUAAAAUCGCAGCAAUUCUUAUCGGUUCCCUUAUAAAGCAUCAGCUUGUAACUCAUAUUACACUUGGUAUUGCUAUACGCAGUGUGUUGGAUGCCCUGCGUAAACCUACAGACUCAAAAAUAUUUGCUUUUGGGACAUUGGCUUUGGAGCAGUUCCUAGAUCGCCUGGCAGAGUGGCCACAGUAUUGCAAUCAUAUUCUGCAAAUUUCUCAUCUGCGUGGUGCUCAUCCUGGCCUUGUUGCAUUUAUUGAGCAUACACUUACUAGAAUAUCAUCAGGUCGCUUGGAAUCAAAUGGAGGUUCGGAUCCCCAUAGUAGUUCUGCUUCUGCUACCUUAGAGAGUGUGGAGUUAUUUGGAUCUAGGACCGCACAACCUGCGCUGCAACUUUCUUCUCCACUCCAGAUGCAACAGAAACAUCAAGGUUUUCUUGGUGACAGGCAUAAAGCAUCUGCAACUUCAUCGAGUGUCUCUCUGUCCCCACAACCAGUAUCAUCACAGAGUUCAACCGGUGUUCCAGCAACCAUAUCUUCUUCUGCUGGUUUUCUCCAUUCUUCCAGGGCAGCUACAUCAACUAGUGUGCCUAGACAACAUUCAUAUACUACAGGGUUUGGUUCUGCUUUGAACAUUGAAACACUUGUUGCCGCAGCAGAGAGAAGGGAUACUUCCAUAGAGGCUCCUGCAUCAGAUAUUCAGGACAAGAUACUAUUUAUGAUAAAUAAUAUUUCGUCAUCAAACAUUGAAGCCAAAGCAAAGGAAUUCAUUGAGAUUAUAAGUGAACAGUAUUAUCCUUGGUUUGCGCAAUACAUGGUGAUGAAAAGAGCAAGCAUCGAGCCUAACUUCCAUGACUUGUACUUGAAGUUCUUGGACAAAGCCAAUUCGAAAACAUUGAAUAAGGAGAUUGUCAAAGCUGCUUAUGAGAAUUGCAAGGUUCUCUUAAGAUCAGAGUUAAUAAAAUCAAGUUCAGAAGAGCGUUCCUUGCUGAAAAAUCUGGGUAGCUGGCUUGGGAAGUUGACAAUAGGAAAAAAUCAAGUGCUCAGGGCCCGAGAAAUAGAUCCCAAAUCAUUGAUAAUGGAGGCAUAUGAAAAGGGACUGAUGAUUGCAGUGAUUCCAUUUACCUCAAAGAUUUUGGAACCAUGCCAAAGUAGUCUUGCCUAUCGGCCUCCUAAUCCUUGGACCAUGGCAAUUCUUGGUUUACUUGCUGAGAUUUAUGCAUUACCAAAUCUGAAAAUGAAUCUUAAGUUUGACAUUGAGGUCCUUUUUAAGAACCUUGGUGUGGAUAUGAAGGAAGUAAAACCAACUUCUCUGCUCAAAGAUCGAGUUCGAGAAGUAGAAGGAAACCCAGAUUUUUCUAACAAAGAUGUUGGGGCAUCCCAGCUGCAAAUGGUCACUGAUUUUAACUCGGGAAUCAUUUCUACAUUGAAUCAAGUUGAAUUACAGCCUGAAAUCGUCAAUUCUUCUCAUCCUGGUGGCCAUAUGAACAUAUUGUCUCAGUAUGCUGGUAAUCUUCAACUUGCGUCCGGCUCUUUAAUGGAUGACGAUGAAAAGAUGGCAACUUUAAGUCUACCUGAACGGCUUCCUUCUGGGCAAGGGCUUUCACAAGUUGUUCCAUCACAGUCACCAUAUUCUGUUGGUCAGCUCUCCUCACCAAUCCACGAUAUUGGAAGUCAUAUAGUUUUCAACCAAAAACUUAGUGCGCUGGGUUUGCAGUUCUUUCAGAGAAUUGUUCCCCUUGCCAUGGAGAGGGCUGUAAAAGAGGUAAUGUCUCCUAUUGUUCAGCGCAGUGUUACAAUUGCAAUUCAGACAACAAAAGAACUUGUUUUAAAGGACUAUGCCAUGGAGUCUGAUGAGUCCCGCAUAUAUAGUGCUGCACACUUGAUGAUAGCAAGUCUGGCAGGAAGUCUGGCCCAUGUGACAUGCAAGGAACCGCUUCGCGUCUCCAUAUCGAAUCAACUUAGGAACUCAUUGCAGGGCUUCAAUAUCACCAGUGAACUUCAAGAACAAGCUGUUGCUAUUGUUCUGAAUGAUAACCUUGACCUAGGUUGUGCCGUGAUUGAGCAUGCUGCAACAGACAAGGCGUUAAAAACGAUUGAUAAUGAAAUAGCUCAACAACUCUCUUUAAGAAGGAAGCAUAGAGAGGGUGUUGGUCCAUCAUAUUAUGAUGCAAUUAUGUAUACACAAGGUCAUAUGGGUGUAAUACCGGAAGCCCUCCGCCCCAGACCUGGUCACCUGUCCCACUCUCAACAACGAGUUUAUGAGGAUUUUGUUCGAUUUCCCUGGCAAAAUCAAUCUGGGAACACAAAUGCGGUGCCUUCUGGUCUGCCGGCUUCAUCUAGUGGUUCUGUUGGUUCUGGUGUGUCUCAUGCUUUUGUUUCAACUACAGUACAGCUUAACCCAGGCCUCUACUCAUCUGGGCCUGGGGCUACAGGCUCAGGUGCAGUUGCUCAGCCCGUAGAUUUUAUUUCUGAGGAGAUGGACCCUAGUUCUGACCAGCUUUUAAGUGGUUCAUCAACUCGCAUGGGAGCAAUUGAUAGUGUUAUUCCACAUGGUUCCAAUAUUAACAAUGUCGUUUCAUUUUCUUCAGCAGCAGCUAUACCUGAACUGCGUUCGGUAGAGGCCUCUAAUACUGAAUUGGGAGCUACAACCCUGCCAUUGCCUGCUAGCUCUACCACAGAGCACCUGGGAAGUGACAUCUCCGAACCCUUGUUGACCACAGGAGAUGCUUUGGAGAAGUUCCAAAUUAUUGCACUGGAGUUGGGGAUGUUGAUAACCAAAGACACCGGGGAGACAGAAAUUCAGGGAGUCAUUGCUCAAAUUCCUGAAAUCGUCCUAAAAUGCAUAAGCCGGGAUGAGGCAGCACUGGCUGUGGCCCAGAAGGUUUUUAGGAGUCUAUAUGAGAACGCAUCAAACAGUUUACAUGUUAGUGCUCAUCUUGCAAUCCUAGCUGCAAUUCGCGAUGUUUGCAAGCUAGUUGUUAAGGAGCUCACAAGCUGGGUGAUUUAUUCAGAUGAGGAGAGGAAGUUUAACACAGAUAUAAUUCUUGGCCUUAUUCGCAAGGACUUGCUGAACCUUACGGAAUACAACAUGCACAUGGCAAAGCUUAUUGAUGCUGGGAGGAAUAAAGCUGCUACCGAGUUUGCAAUCUCUCUUCUCCAGACUUUAUUGGUUCAGGAAUUAAGAGUAAGUGUGUCAGAACUUCCCAAUUUGGUUGACGCCUUGGCAAAGCUUGCAAGUAGACCUGGGUCUCCUGAGUCUUUACAGCAGUUGAUUGAGAUUGCAAGAAAUCCUGCUGCUAAUGCUGCAGUUCUUGCUGGAUUUGCUGCUGGCAAGGAUGAUACGGUCAAGCAAUCCAGGGAAAAGAAGGGUUCUGACCAUGCUAUUGCAAGCAGGGACGACUAUCUCAAUGCCGAGUCGGGGGGAGCAGAUCCUACCAGUUUCCGUGAUCAGGUUUCUGUCCUAUUUGCGGAAUGGUACCAGAUAUCCGAACUUCCUGGUACAAAUGAUGUAUCUUGUACUCACUUUAUUUCACAGUUGCAGCAAAGCGGGUAUCUUAAUGGGGAUGAUAUGUCAGAUCGUUUUUUCCGCCUUCUCACGGAACUUUCAGUUACACAUUGUGUCUCUACUGAAGGUAUAGGUGUUAGGUCAUUGUCAUUGCAGUCACAUCAAACAUCUCAGAACCUGUCAUUUCUUGCUAUUGAUGUGUAUGCAAAGCUUGUUGUUUUGAUUCUGAAGUACUGUGUGGCGGAGCAUGGGCCGACUAAACUCCAACUUUUGCCCAAGAUAUUAUCAGUAGUUGUCAGAGUCAUUCAAAGAGAUGCUGAAGAAAAGAGGGCAUCUUUUAAUCCAAGGCCAUAUUUCAGGUUGUUUGUCAAUUGGCUUUAUGACCUUCUUGACCCAGAUCCCAUCUUAGAGGGUGCUAACUUUCAGGUUUUGGUUGCUUUUGCCAAUGUUUUCCAUUUAUUGCAGCCUCUUAAAGUUCCUGCAUUCAGCUUUGUGUGGCUUGAACUGGUGAGUCACAGGAGCUUUAUGCCUAAAUUGCUCACUGUUAACCCUCCGAAAGGCUGGCCUCAUGUUCAACGCUUGCUGGUCGACCUGUUCAAAUUCAUGGAGCCUUAUCUGAGGAAUGCUGAACUGCGAGAACCGAUAUAUUUCCUCUAUAAAGGCACUCUGAGGGUGCUGCUUGUGCUGCUUCACGAUUUUCCCGAGUUCCUUUGCGAUUAUCAUUUCAGCUUCUGUGAUGUUAUACCCUCCAGCUGCAUUCAGAUGCGAAACAUCAUCCUGAGUGCAUUUCCACGCAAUAUGAGGCUUCCUGAUCCUUCUACUCCUAACUUAAAGAUUGAUUUGCUGGCAGAAAUCAACCAAUCACCGCGUAUUUUCUCAGAGGUUGAUGCUGCAUUGAAAGCCAAACAGUUGAAGUCCGAUGUAGAUGAGUAUAUCAAGACAAGGCAUCAGAAAGUGUUCUUGUCAGAAAUGAAGCAAAAAUUGCUGCUAACACAAAAUGAGGCAGCACAGGCUGGGACCCGGUACAACAUACCCUUGAUAAACUCACUUGUUCUUUAUGUAGGAACACAGACUAUUCAACAACAGACCAAAACUCCGUCUCCUCUUGCACAACAAAUGGCACACAAUACUUCCUUGGAAUACUUGAUGGGUGCUGCUAUGGAUAUCUUCCAGACACUGAUUGCCGACCUUGAUACUGAAGGGCGCUACCUUUUCCUCAAUGCAAUUGCUAAUCAGCUCCGUUACCCUAACAACCACACACAUUUCUUUUCCUUUGUUCUUCUCUACUUGUUUGUUGAAGCUAACCAGGAAAUUAUCCAAGAGCAAAUUACUAGAGUGUUGUUGGAACGCCUGAUUGUUAAUAGGCCUCAUCCAUGGGGACUUCUAAUCACUUUCAUUGAACUCAUAAAGAAUCCAAAAUAUAACUUCUGGGGUCGUUCCUUCACAAGGUGUGCGCCAGAGAUUGAAAAACUUUUUGAUUCGGUCUCAAGAUCCUGUGGUGGCCCCAGACCUGUAGAGGAAUCUAUGAUAUCUGGUGGUAUUCCGGAUAACAUCCACUGAAUUUUUCAGAGAUUGUAGCUCACUGUAUAGGUCUUAAUGUGGAUUUACAUUAGCAUAAUGAGCAACGUUUUUUUGUUAGAAUUUGCAAUUUUUGAAAAGCAUCAAUUGAUAAAGCUAUAUGAUGGAUGUGUAAGAUCUGGUUAGUUUAGGGGUCAAUUAACGCCUUCCUUUUUCUUCUCAUCAGAGUUGUUUCCAAAGACUUGCCAUGGUAAGGAUGAGUUGCCCAUUUGUACAGAAUGGUAAAGGGACCCUCGAAAAGGGAUAUUUUCAUCCUUGCCAACGUGAUCUUGUUGCCCCUGGCAACAAACAUGCAUGAACCAUUUCACGAAGUAUGUGUUCGGAUAGUCCAAAGUAACGAUAGUUGCUCUCUCUCUCUCUCACACACGCACGCACGCAUAGAGACAAUUGUUUGCUUGCUUGUGCAUGAGCAUAUGCGUGCAUAUGUGGGGGGCAAUGUGGUUUCUUUGAACUUGCCCCUUUAUGUUACAGUGCAUGGAUAGGUCUUAAAUGUAGUGCGGAUCCACUAUCAAGUCAAGCAUUAUUUAUUUAUUUAUUUAUAUGGGUAUUUUCAUGCCAAUAAACUCAAAAAAGAAAUUCAACUGGCAUGCUUUUCUU